AUGCUUUCAACAUUUAUACUCUGCAUAGCUAUCAUAAAACUGUUUGUUCUGUACACAGACAGAAGAAGUGCUGCGCAUGCUCCUCCUUAUGAAAGUUUCCGUAGAAGACCACGUGAUGACUCACAGGUACGACGAGGCUCACUUGAUAGGGGACGUACAGGUUAUGAGAAGCGGCGCAGUUGGUCCCCUGACGAUUACGGCUCAAGUCUUGACACAUUUUCUCCUGUCACAUUGACUGUCUCAAGCUUCUUUAAGCAAGAAAGUGAUAAGCUGAGUGAUGAAGAUUUGUACAAGUUUCUGGCUGAUAUGAAGAGGCCGUCAUCAGUGCUAAAACGGCUCAAGGCUAUACCAGGCAUUCUUAAGUUGGAUGCAUUGCCCUGUCCUGAGGAAGUUGUUUGCUCACGUACUCCAGAGUUAUAUAAAAUUGCUCCUUUUCCUGAAGAUAGGCUAAAAGAUAAUUGGGAAACUAAAGAAGUUUUAGAAUUCCCAUCAAAAGAGGUUUAUAUACCAUACACAACUUACAGAAAUUUGUUAUAUGUUUAUCCAAAGCAUCUAAACUUUGUAAACCGUCAAGGCUCAGCAAGAAACAUUGCUGUAAAGGUGCAAUACAUGACUGGAGAAGAUGACAGUGAUGCUUUGCCUUGGCUGCCUAUUCUACGUGAUGGGCGCUUAGCUGUUGGCGAAUUUCAGUUACCUGUCUCCAUGGAAAAAUUGCCUCGUUUAUAUUCCAUACAUUCUGAUAAUCAAAACAUAAAAUGGAUUGACAGCCAUAAAUCUCUCUUUUCUGUCACUAUUCAUUCAGUCUCAUCUAUUCAUACGCAGGAAGAGAAUUUGGAUCAUUUCUUGAAUUUAUGUCACUCAGCUCAGGAGCAGAAACUGAAUCCUCUUUUCUGUUUGGGAAGUCCCACUGGUCAGUAUGCUACCUUAGGUCGUCCAUCAUCGCUGCCAGUUUCCAAGCAGGGUUAUCAACGAAGCAGCAGUGAUCCCGACCUGACAGGCAGCACUCCUACUACACCUGACAGUGAAGUUGCUGGAAUAUUCUCAUUUGCGAAAGGCCUACUGGAUCGUACUAGCAGUAUGCGAGGUGCUGAAUAUGGCACAUCCACAUUCCCUAAAGUCAGGGGCAAGAAGCUUGUCCAUGAGGAACUUGCCAUCCAGUGGGUAAUGGCAAGUGGAUCAAUCCGAGAAGCAACUCUUUCCAAUGCUUGGUUCUUCUUGGAACUUAUGGUUAAAGGAAUGGCUGAACAUCUUGCAAAGACUGACAAACUUAAUGCUCCUCGAGCAAUGAGAUUCAGUGACCAUUUCUUGGAAGAUGUUUGUCAGCUGGUGCGAAACCUCAUUAAGGACAUAGUUGACCGGUUUAUGAAGAUGGCCAAUCAAAUUGCCAUGCUGCCAGAUGCAACUAUUUUAAUGAUGCUGCGGUUGGAUUUCUUGCGUAUCCUUUGCAGUCAUGAGCAUUACUUUGCUCUGAAUUUGCCGUUUGGGACACCAUUGACUCCUUCAGCACCAUGCAGCCCUUCACCUAGUGUGGCAAGUACCAAUUCACAAAUGUCUUAUGCAUCUACUAACACACUCACCGAUAAAGGCAUUUUCUUUGAUCUGACUACGGAAUUUCGGCAACAGCAUUUCCUCGCUGGCCUUGUCCUUUCUGAUCUUGCAGCUGCUUUUGAUACUCAUAACCCAGCUAUCCACCACAAAGCGAUUAAUGUUGUUCGAAAUUUAUUAUACAAUCAUGACUUGGAUCCCCGUUAUAUGGAGCCUGAAAUAAAAGCACGCUUGGCUGCUCUUUACUUGCCUCUCAUAGGAAUUGUUAUCGAAGCUCUGCCUCAGCUUCAUGAUCCUAACAUGAAUAGUCGUUCCCGUGAUUAUUUAGAUGGUGAAAACGACCGCAUUAACCAACGUGUUGCCAUGGCCAUUGCUGGACAAAGUGUUUAUGAAAGAGUCUCUGGAAUGGGCUUUGAACCUCCUGAUGGUGGAACAAAGACCAGGAAAUGUAUGCUGAAUGCUGAAGCCACUCGCAAUCUCCUGAUUUGCUUUCUCUGGUUACUUAAGAAUGCAGACACGUCAGUCUUAAAGACAUGGUGUUUUCCUAUUAUCACACCUUAUUUCUUUUCCUGGUCAGGCUUUUUUUUUACCUCUCAUGAACAAAGUAUUUUAUAA
Acanthosepion pharaonis is the source of this 2160-nucleotide messenger RNA. NCBI's taxonomy places the organism in Eukaryota, Metazoa, Mollusca, Cephalopoda, Sepiida, Sepiidae. The record is from the annotation of a GenBank genome assembly.